AUGGUAGACCCCACAUCUUCAACACCCUCUCCACCAACACAACAAGAUGGGAUAAUAGGUACGACCUACUUCGGAGCCGUGAUCUCCCUUCUCUCUUCCAACAACGGCACCCUCCCUCCGUUCAGCGCCACUAUCUUCCUCCCACGCGACGCCUCCCUCGACCGUCCUGUGUCGGAUCCCCUUCUACUCCCCUAUCACGUCGUCCCUCAGCGCCUCCCCUUCUCCGACCUCCUCCUCCUCCGCCGCGGCGCCCGCCUCCCUACCCUCCUCACCGGCAAAACAAUCUCCGUCACCGACAACUCCCCCGCCAAAUUCUCCAUCAACCACAUGCCCCUCAUCCACCCUGACCUCCUCUCCACCCCCUACCUCGCCGUCCACGGCGUCCAGUCCUUAUUCAACUACUCCUCCGGCUGCCGCCUCAACGGCGUCGUUUCGGUCCCAUCCUUCUCCUUGGUUCUUCCACGGCUACUAUCAUCAUACUGUGCCAAGGUUUUUCAAUCUAUCCAAGAAAUAAUUGAGUGA
Molecule: messenger RNA, 522 nt
Organism: Vigna radiata var. radiata (mung bean)
Lineage: Eukaryota; Viridiplantae; Streptophyta; Magnoliopsida; Fabales; Fabaceae
Product: FAS1 domain-containing protein SELMODRAFT_448915-like
Exons: 1
Coding region: 1-522 (173 amino acids)
Source: RefSeq, a predicted model, not a curated record